AUGGGCCUGCAAUGUGAAGCCUGCAACAACAACAUAAGCGUCACCCAACGUCGUAUAAAAUGCACAAUAUGCUCAAAAUCAUUCCACUCUGAAUGUGUAGACUUUGGCGAUACUACAUCCCUCUCACGCAAUCAGUGGAAGUGCCCUUCUUGUGCAGUAGCCCAGCGAAAGGUGGGUGACAAUAGCGACACGCCCGUUCGUAGCAUUAAAGCUGCAACUCAAACAAAUUUGAACCUGCCGGCUACGCACUCAAAAGCUAAGGAUAUAGCCAUACCUACAAUGGAAAACUCUGGAACGAUUCCCUCUCAAAUAACACCUGACCUGAUGCCUCACUUGGAACAAUUACUUGACAUCAAACUGAAAAGUAUUAAAGAGGAAAUAGUGGCGGAAAUUAAAAGCACCAUCCUUAACCAGAUAAAAGAUGAAAUAAAGGCUAUGUCAUCACAAGUAAAAAAUAUAGAAAAUUCCUAUCAGAUUCUUCAAAAUGAACACUGCGACCUAAAACAAGAAAUUAUUAAAAUGAGGGCUGACAUCACCGAAAGGGACAAUCAGAUUACAGAACUCCAUAACUCGCUAAACAAGCAGCAACAGUGGUGUCGUCAAUCGAAUAUUGAAGUCAUUGGGUUGCCAGAACUAUCGAACGAAAACCCUAAAUUGUUAAUUACAGAAAUUGCUAAUCACGCUGGAGUUAAAUUGUCUGCGGAAGAUGUAGAAUUUGCCCACAGAGUUCAACCGUUCAAAAGCAUUCCCAAUCGCCCUAGAUCACUUGUCAUCAAAUUAAAAGACCGUAACGUAAAAGACAGGAUUCUAUCAGGCUUACGGAAAACUAAGGGUAUUACAACGAAGGAUAUUGGUUUUGCCGGCAAGCCAACCAGGUUCUACGUCUUCGAUCACUUGACCCCCAAUAACAAAGUCCUUCUAAAAGAAACUAAGGAUAUUGCUGCAAAAAAGUCUUACAAAUUUGUCUGGGUGAGGAACUGCCAUAUUUUUUUAAGAAAAAACGAGGAAUCACCAGUUUUAUCUAUAGCGUCAAAAAAGGACUUGUCGAAAAUUGCUUAG
Molecule: messenger RNA, 1059 nt
Organism: Colias croceus (clouded yellow)
Lineage: Eukaryota; Metazoa; Arthropoda; Insecta; Lepidoptera; Pieridae
Exons: 1
Coding region: 1-1059 (352 amino acids)
Source: RefSeq, a predicted model, not a curated record